Molecule: messenger RNA, 717 nt
Organism: Cylicostephanus goldi
Lineage: Eukaryota; Metazoa; Nematoda; Chromadorea; Rhabditida; Strongylidae
Source: the annotation of a GenBank genome assembly
AUGGCCAUUUGGGAUAUUAGUUGCGACGAGUACCGAGUCGCUGAAAAAAAGAAUGCAGCAUGGCUUGGAGUUUCGCAAAAAAUGCAAAGAAAAGGCCAUGAAUGCACCAUUGCUGAUGCGAAGCGAAUGUGGAAGUCGCUUCGCGACACCUAUAGGAAAAAUAAGACGUCCCGGACGGGGUCCGCAACCUCGCAGCCGUGGCUCUAUAUGAAAAAUCUUCGAUUUCUCGACAGCUGUGAGGCCACGGGUGCGAGGAUUUCCAACUUGAGCAGCGGCACGUCGUCCACGUGGGCCUAUUCGUUAUCACAGGACAAGGACAAGGAAAACGUGGACGACGUGGAGGUGGAGAGCACUCCCUCGCCCUCCACCACCACCUCUGAGGAGCGCAGGGAGGAAACGUUGAUUGAGGACCGCUCCCCAUCGUGCUCUCCACCUCGAAAGCUCCUGCGGACCCCGUCCAUGAAGAAGAAGAGAGUACCAUUGAAGGAAGAUCGCAACUUCCUUCAAGAAGCUGCUGAGGCAGUCAAAGCCCGACUGUCCGUGAAGGAAGCCCAGCCGCUGUGCAAAUUCGGACAGUUCGGGCAGUUCGUCGCUACUUACCUGAAGGACCUACGUGAGGAUAUUGCAAUAGACAAAAUGAGUCUCAUAACAAAUGUCAUGCUGCGGCCGGUACCGAUUUUCGACCAGAUGGAGGAUGGAGCAUAUAUUUUGGAGUAA